CGGUCGGCCUAGAUCAGAGUUCCCAGGGGUCCAAGUCCCGAACUGAGGGGGUGGGGCGGGGGCGGGGCCUUAAAGGGCAGGGCCACGGGGUCCCUGAAAAGCGCGGACCAGGCGGGCGCCACCCAGUCCAGAGCCUACAACCUACUUCCUUCUAGCUGCAGCCACUUGUGCAGGACCAGGUGCCGCCAUGCCGAAGUGCCCCAAGUGCGACAAGGAGGUGUAUUUCGCUGAGCGAGUGACGUCACUAGGCAAGGACUGGCAUCGUCCCUGCCUGAAGUGCGAGAAAUGUGGAAAGACACUGACCUCUGGGGGUCAUGCUGAGCAUGAAGGCAAGCCCUACUGCAACCAUCCCUGCUACUCCGCCAUGUUUGGGCCCAAAGGCUUUGGGCGAGGUGGAGCUGAAAGCCACACUUUCAAGUAGACUGAGGUAUAGCCCCACCUCCAGUCCCACACAGUCUAUAAGACAGAGUCACCCCUAACAGAGUAAGUAACGAAAUGUUGCACUCAUCUUUGUCUCUGUUUCUUCUUACAGGUUGUGGAAACUCUCCCUACCCGCCCAGGCGAGUGCCAGGCCUUGUCCCUAGACAGCAGGGCUCUCCGCAGCCCUCCAUGCCUUUAAUAAACUUGAUCUUUGGAA
Rattus norvegicus (Norway rat) is the source of this 637-nucleotide messenger RNA. NCBI's taxonomy places the organism in Eukaryota, Metazoa, Chordata, Mammalia, Rodentia, Muridae. The record is from RefSeq and is a predicted model, not a curated record.